This is a messenger RNA of Closterium sp. Naga37s-1, 1614 nucleotides long. The record is from the annotation of a GenBank genome assembly. Lineage: Eukaryota; Viridiplantae; Streptophyta; Zygnematophyceae; Desmidiales; Closteriaceae.
AUGACACUGCCGAAACUGCCGGAUCUUCCGACGUCAAUUCCGCAGCCUCACAGCAGCAAUGCCGCGGACUUCAAUGGCCCCGGCGACAGCGACGGUGCCGGGGAUAGCGGCGUGGACGAACCAACGGAGCAGGGACAGCCGGGGCAGGCGCAACUAGCGCAUGCGCAAGCGCAAUUGACGCAGCCAACGACGGGGGCUCAGGAGCAGGCGGCUUCCGAACGAGCGGACGGGCAGGAGCAGGAGCAGCAGCCGCAAUUGGAGCAGCAGGAGCAGCAGUCGCUGAAGCGGCGGACUAAGAAGCUUCCGUGCCCGCGGUGCGCGAGUAUGGAUACUAAGUUCUGCUACUACAACAACUACAACGCGUCGCAACCGCGCCAUUUCUGCAAAGGCUGCCAGCGCUACUGGACCGCAGGCGGAACGCUCCGCAACGUCCCCGUCGGCUCCGGCCGCCGGAAGGGCAAGAUUCCCGCGGGCGCCGCCGCCGCCGCCGUUGCCAGCUCCCCGGGGAAUCAGCAGCCCGCAGCCGGUCUACUGCCGGCCGGUGGGGCUGUUGCCGGGCCGUUCGGCUUCUGCCCGUCAGCUGGUCGCAGCUGCAGCCCAGACGGCAGCAGCGUCACUGGAUUGACCGGAUUGACCGGGUUGGCGAGUCCGGGGACAGAAGUGCUGAGUAUGAGCUCCCCCGCCGCCGCCGCCGCCGCGGCCGCCGCAAUGGCCGCCGCAGCCAUGGCGGGGUCUUCACGAUGGGGCAUGGAUCCCGCUGUCGCUGCGACGGACGCGGGUUCGAAUCCGUUCGCUGCCGCCUUACCACACGGCCAGUUUGUGCCGUCUAAUCUGCCGGCGCAUCUGCCGGCGCACCUGCCUCCGCACAUGGCGGUCGACAGCAGCGCUGCUCUCCGCCAAAUGGGUCUUCCCUCCGCCUUUUCCGCCCCCGCCGGCGCAACUUUCGCCGCGCCGCCUCCCGCGCUCGGCGCGCAGGCUCCAGGUGGGAUGGCGGGAAACCCAGCGGGUUUGGCGGCGCUUUAUCCGUGGAGAUUCGGUGGAGUUCCCUUCCCGGCGGGCCAGGCUCCCGCCGAAGCUCCGCUUUCUCUCCCCGGGCUCCCCAACUUAUCUGCGCCUUCCGCGUUCGGCGGUUUGGCGCGCGGAAGCCCGUCCGCCUUCUGCCCCUCCACAACAGCUGCGCCGAGUAGCGCUCCUGGCGCGAGCGCGAGCGUGAGCGCAGGCCCUUCCGCGCACGCCCCGUUCCCCAUCUCCGCGCCCGUACCUUCCGCCUGGUCCCCGUACAUGGGCGCAUAUCCCCCUGGAUUCGCCCCUCUUCACCCAAUGUCCGCGCAGCACCUGCCUGGUGCUUCCCCCUUCGCUCCCCCCUUCAACGUGCCUGCGUUUCCGCCUGGCGCGCUUGCGCCCUGGUCCUCUGCGGGGUUCGGCCAUGCCCCUCUCCCCCACCCCUCGCAGCUUCCGCCACACCCGCCCAUGGAUCUUUCCCGCCCAUCGGAAACGAUUUUCCCCGCGUCCGCGCAGGGGUUGAGCGGGAAGAGGGGGAGGGAGGGCGAGGGGAAUGCAAGUGGGGGCGAUGGCGCCGUGGAUUUCUUGAACAAGCGGCAACGAGAGUGCUAA